AUGGCGGACGACGUUACGGCAGAGAGGACGCCAGGAUUCAAGGUGGGGGAGAAGAAGACACUGGACGAAUAUCACUCGUUGGACAAGGAAGAUGAUGCAAUGAAUAGAUGGAAGGCGUCACUGGGACUUGCCACGGGCAAUAGUAUCUCGGACCCCAAUGAUCCUCGUUUGUGUAUUAUCAAGUCUCUCGCCCUGGAGGUUGAAGGACGGCCAGACAUCACCAUCGACCUUUCACAGUCGGGUGCAUUGGAGAACCUGAAAAACAAGCCAUUCAGCAUCAAAGAAGGAUCGAAGUACCAAAUGAAGGCUGUCUUUGUUGUCCAACAUCAGGUCCUUUCGGGCUUGAAGUAUGUUCAGACUCUCAAGCGCAAAGGUAUUCCGUUGGGCAAGGAUCAAGAAAUGAUCGGUAGUUAUGCGCCAAGCACUGUCGACAAGCCAACAUACACAAAGAAAUUUGCCCCAGAAGAGGCACCGUCUGGUAUGAUGGCUCGUGGUCAUUACGACGCCGUUUCUCGAUUUGUGGAUGACGAUGAUACUACGCAUUUGAAAUUCGAAUGGUCAUUUGACAUUUCGAAAGACUGGAAGUGA
Exophiala bonariae is the source of this 588-nucleotide messenger RNA. RefSeq lists its product as uncharacterized. The record is from RefSeq and is a predicted model, not a curated record. The transcript is spliced from 3 exons. NCBI's taxonomy places the organism in Eukaryota, Fungi, Ascomycota, Eurotiomycetes, Chaetothyriales, Herpotrichiellaceae. Gene Ontology annotation, cellular component: membrane; cytoplasm; cytosol. Gene Ontology annotation, biological process: Rho protein signal transduction. Gene Ontology annotation, molecular function: protein binding; Rho GDP-dissociation inhibitor activity. The coding region runs from base 1 to 588 and encodes 195 amino acids.